GGGUUGGGAACAGGAAGUGUUUGUGAAUAUCUCAAUAUAUUUGGGCCUCCUUAUUUGCUUGAUGGCACUUAUGAGGUCUCUUGUUUUAUCUGAUACGGAGUCUUGCUGUAUUACUGUGGCUGGUCUCAGGCUCCUGGGCUCAGGCAGUCCUGUCUCAGCCUACCAGUUUACAGGGACCACAGGUGCAUGCGUCCCUGCCUUGUCCUCUUAAUUGUGAAGAAUUCAUUCCUCCCAUUAAAUUAUAAACACCUUAAACUCAGCUACCUUUCUAUCACCUUAUAUUCACUGUUUGACUAGCGCAAGCAGCAGAUAAAUAGGAACUGCGUAGCUAAUUUUUUUUUCUGGUACCAGGAAUCGAACUCAGGACUUCGCGCGUGCCAGGCAGGCAUGGCACCACUGAACUACAUCUCCGGCCCCAUAGCUGAUUGUUAUGGGACUCAACUCUAGGAAUGGCACUGUGGGAAAAGAGGAUAAGGUGCCAUGGCUGUCAACGGCCACUAGAGGCUCUCGGCUGGGCAGGGUAUGGGGGCUGUGUAUAUGUGAUCUCCCACUACCCCCACCUGGCCAGAGCUAAAAUAAUAAAAUGCUGAGCUCACUGUUCCCCCACCCGCUCCCGGUGCCCUGGGCUCCUGCUGCUGCACAGGGCCCCAGUGGGUCGGACAGACUGACCGACAAGGGAGGUGGCCAUCGGGACUGCUGCUUUGCCCGUGUCCUCCCAGGCUCUGUGUGUCACCUAGUGGGGAGGGGACAGGGGCCGCCAUGUCAUCGUAUCAGAAGGAGCUGGAGAAAUACAGAGAUAUAGACGAAGAUGAGAUCCUAAAGACCUUGAGUCCCGAGGAGCUAGAGCAGCUGGACUGCGAGCUCCAGGAGAUGGACCCAGAGAACAUGCUCCUGCCAGCUGGACUGAGACAGCGUGACCAGACAAAGAAGAGCCCGACGGGGCCGCUGGACCGAGAGGCCCUUCUGCAGUACCUGGAGCAGCAGGCACUGGAAGUCAAAGAGCGUGAUGACCUGGUGCCCUUCACAGGCGAGAAGAAGGGGAAACCCUACAUUCAGCCCAAGAGAGAAAUCCCCGCAGAGGAACAGAUCACGCUGGAGCCAGAGCUGGAGGAGGCGCUGGCCAAUGCCACAGAUGCGGAGAUGUGUGAUAUUGCAGCCAUUCUGGGAAUGUACACCCUGAUGAGCAACAAGCAGUACUACGACGCCAUCUGCAGCGGGGAGAUCUGCAACACUGAAGGCAUCAGCAGUGUGGUUCAGCCUGACAAGUAUAAGCCAGUGCCAGAUGAGCCCCCAAACCCCACAAACAUCGAGGAGAUGUUACAGAGGGUUCGAAGCAACGACAAGGACCUGGAGGAGGUGAACCUCAAUAACAUACAGGACAUCCCGAUCCCCGUGCUGAGCGAGCUGUGCGAGGCCAUGAAGGCAAACACUUAUGUCCGGAGCUUCAGUCUGGUGGCCACGAAGAGCGGUGACCCCAUCGCCCAACCCCUGGAGACUCCUCUCGAAGAGCUGUUUCCCUCUCACUCCCGUGCUUCUCCUCAGUCAUCUGAGAAACCGCCCCCAACCCUAACCCGAGUCCCUACUACCCAGGCGGUGGCUAACAUGUUGCGUGAGAACCGUAGCCUCCAGACCCUGAAUAUUGAGUCCAACUUCAUUAGCAGCACAGGGCUCAUGGCCGUGCUGAAGGCAGUUCGGGAAAAUGCCACACUCACCGAGCUGCGUGUCGACAACCAGCGCCAGUGGCCUGGGGAUGCCGUGGAGAUGGAAAUGGCCACCGUGCUAGAGCAGUGUCCCUCUAUUGUCCGCUUUGGUUACCACUUUACACAGCAGGGGCCACGGGCUCGGGCAGCACAGGCCAUGACCAGGAACAACGAACUCCGUCGCCAGCAAAAGAAGAGAUAACAUUGCCUUGCCCUUUACCAGUGAGAGCUGGGAGCCCCGGACACGUAAAUUCUCAUC
This is a messenger RNA of Fukomys damarensis (Damara mole-rat), 1959 nucleotides long. RefSeq names its product tropomodulin 4 (gene Tmod4). Gene Ontology annotation, molecular function: tropomyosin binding. The coding region runs from base 760 to 1902 and encodes 380 amino acids. The record is from RefSeq and is a predicted model, not a curated record. NCBI's taxonomy places the organism in Eukaryota, Metazoa, Chordata, Mammalia, Rodentia, Bathyergidae. Gene Ontology annotation, biological process: myofibril assembly; pointed-end actin filament capping; muscle contraction. The transcript is spliced from 10 exons. Gene Ontology annotation, cellular component: myofibril; striated muscle thin filament.